Melampsora larici-populina 98AG31 is the source of this 1476-nucleotide messenger RNA. RefSeq lists its product as uncharacterized. The transcript has 4 exons. The record is from RefSeq and is a predicted model, not a curated record. Lineage: Eukaryota; Fungi; Basidiomycota; Pucciniomycetes; Pucciniales; Melampsoraceae. The coding region runs from base 1 to 1476 and encodes 491 amino acids.
AUGUGGAGCAUCAAGUGCGCUUGUCAGGAUGCACUUGGUCCGACCCGUGGUCAUGCUCUCACACCCGUGCAUCUACACACAUUAUCCGGAGCAUCAAGUAUUGGUCAUGCUCCAACACCAGUGCACCUACACACAACAUCUGGGGCAUCAUUGAUCAUUCCAACUCAACCUCAAGCACCCGAACCAAUCGUUCACAUCUCUGCUCCACCUCACCAACCUGGGUACCUUUCAAAUCGAUAUCAAGAGUUACUCGAUGCCAUGCAAAGGCUCUCAACCCAUACCCAAACAUGUCUCAUCACCCGUUUUCUACGUGACUGCGAGUUUGCCAAGGACCUCGAAACACCUGCUUUGAUCAACCCUCUUUCACACUCACUCGCUACCUCCUCGAAAACUCUGGAUAUUCCAGUUUCAACACAACUUCAAAUGAAAAAUUCAACCACUAGACCACUUAAAAGCCCGAUCACUCAUCUGAGUCCUUUGGACAAGUUUGUAACCCCACUUUCACCGUCAACAUUCCAUCCGGUGAAGGUGGCUAGUCCCACACCUGCUCAAUCUCAUGAUCCUCCUUCCCACAUCGAUGAAGCGACUACUAAUAUCUCUGAAGCGCCUACGACUACGACUGCUAAAGACCCAACUCCAUCGAACAAUGAGCAAGCAAAUGCCGACGCCGAUCAAGCUUUACUAGAAGCCAUCAAUCAAACCAAUAUCGAGAAAAUCAUGGCUGAUGACGAUCAAGGUGUAUAUCAUAAUCUCGGAGUUACUUCGAAAGAACAAGAACCUACCUCGGAAGACCUGCCUGCCUUCGACCCAUAUGAUUCAAAUGCCAAAAACAAUCAGCCAGAGCUCCCAAAGGAAACUCACACCAAUCCGAGAGCCACUUCAGACAAUCCAAUACCUAAUCCAGAUCCUGCUCUAGAUUUGGGUCCUGUACUUCAACAAGCUCCGGCACCUAUCAAGCGAGGUUGUGGUCGCAAACGUAAAAACACCAACACCAAGACCAACAAAACCAGCAUUGAUACCACGCUCAUCUCUCCUCACUCGUCAACCUCACUCUCAGUACCCAAACCAAAAAAACGCAAGAUGCCAAAGGGGUGGGUCGCAAUCGACGAGGAUGAUGAUAGCGUCAAUUUGGAACCAAACGGCGAUGUUGAACCACCAGCAAACCCCGAUCCAACACCUGUUCCUGCUCUCGCAUCAAAGGCCAGCAGAGGUCGCAAAGGCAAAGGUAAAGAAACCCCACAAAUUGCACUGAGAUCCUCUACGCGCCUCAAUCCAGUUUUGAAAGAAGUAGUCAGUGCAUCACAAUCUCCCACUCCAAUUGCAGCCAACUCAGGUGCCACACCAAUAUCAGAACCCCAAGAUUCACUGGCGACUACUUCCACUUCCAUUGUCCUGGAUCGGGAACCUGAUAUCAGGUCUACUACUUCAACGACCAAGACGAGCAGGAGCAUGGCAAAACUAAAAGUGAGUACUUAG